ACUCUGCGGUUAUCUAUACCAGGUCGUCGCAUUGGAGUCGACGCUUUAUAAAGAAAGGCACCGGCUCUCCGUAAUUUUAGACACCCAGUUAGUUGCGGCCUUGCAAGUCCUUUGCAUUUUCCACGGAAGAUGUCUGUAUCGGCACAGGCAGACGACAAGAGGUUGGACACUUUAGCUGUCAACAAUUUCGUAGAAUACUUGAGAAUACCGUCCGUUCAUCCUAACGUUGAUUAUGGUGAUUGCAUCAAAUUCCUACAGAAGCAAGCUAAAGAGUUAGGUUUACCAAUUCAAAUAUUUAAUGUAAGACCAAAAAAACCCAUUGUCAUUUUAACAUGGGUUGGCAAGAAACCGGAAUUACGUAGUAUAUUACUGAACAGCCACAUGGAUGUUGUUCCUGUGUACGAAGAAAACUGGAAACACAAACCAUUCGCUGCAGACAUUGAAAAUGGCAACAUUUUUGCUAGGGGUACUCAAGACAUGAAAUCCGUUGGUUUGCAAUAUCUGGAGGCCAUCAGAAGGUUGAAGUUGAAUGGUGUAACGUUCCUGAGAACUAUACAUAUAUCAUUCGUACCAGAUGAAGAAAUAGGAGGCUUGGAGGGUAUGAAAUUGUUUGUAGAAACAAAAGAAUUUGAAAAACUAAGGGUUGGUGUGUCGUUGGAUGAAGGUAUAGCAAGCAGCACAGAUGAAUUUGCUCUGUUUUACGGAGAACGUUGUAUUUGGCAUGUUCACAUUCAUUGCCCUGGUCAGUCUGGUCACGGCUCUCUCUUGAUGGAAAACACACCAGGAGAGAAGGUUGCACAUAUUUUGAAGCGAUUCUACGAGUUCAGAAAGACGCAACAGAAACUUCUCAAAGACAACCCCACAUGGACCAUUGGGGAUGUAACUACUAUCAACUGUACAAUGAUGAGUGGAGGAGUGCAAAGUAAUGUAGUCCCACCAGAGAUGAUCAUUGUUAUCGACUGUAGAAUGCCGGUGACAAUUGACAUUCAGAAAUGGGAAGAAACUAUACAUAAAUGGUGUGCAGAAGCAGGGUCCGAUAUAUACAUCACAUAUAGCCAGAAGCAGCCACAAGUUCCUGUAACUAAACUAGACGAUUCGAACCCAUUCUGGGUUGCUUUCAAAGCAGCUACAGAUGAACUAGGUCUCAAGCUUAAGCCGCAGAUAUUCCCUGGAGGCACAGAUAGCCGGUAUCUAAGAGAAAUAGGAAUUCCAGCAAUAGGCUUCUCUCCGAUCAAUAACACCCCAGUUUUAUUACACGAUAAUGAUGAAUUCAUAGGAGUUGACACCUUCCUGAAGGGCAUCGAUAUUUACUGUAAAAUCAUCAGCAAACUUGCGAACCUGGAAGAUCUGACUGGAUAGUAUUCGCCAAGAAUCAAGAAACGUCGUCUGUACUGAAUUUCGAUCAAAACUCCUGCAAUCUGCAAAAAUUGAGAUGUGUAUUCGGAAGAUGUAAUCCUAUUUACUGUAUAUGGUAUAAGAGAAUAUACAUCGAAUAUUUCUACAUCUUGGAACAAAUUGCAGGAAACAUUUGAUUGAUUUUCAACACAUACGAAUUUCUUGAUUCAUGGUGUUUACUUAUAUUUGGAACGAACAAAGAAAUAUGAAAAUUUCUGAAUUUAUCAAGGAUUGAUAUGUUAUUAAUAAUGCGAAUGUUAUUAUUGUUGGCCUAUAUUUUUAUAUAAUAUAAAGUAUUAUUAUUAAUC
Messenger RNA from Harmonia axyridis, 1703 nucleotides. Its product is annotated as aminoacylase-1-like. The record is from RefSeq and is a predicted model, not a curated record. Bases 130 to 1359 code for a protein of 409 amino acids. Lineage: Eukaryota; Metazoa; Arthropoda; Insecta; Coleoptera; Coccinellidae. Gene Ontology annotation, cellular component: cytoplasm. The transcript is spliced from 7 exons. Gene Ontology annotation, molecular function: aminoacylase activity. Gene Ontology annotation, biological process: amino acid metabolic process.